GUCUAAAACAGUUGUGGGAAAACCCUGGCAGGGAAAUAUUUGGUCAGGAAAAGUGACUGAUUAUUUUCCCUGAAGACGAAAUCAACUACAGAAGUUGACGUCAGAUCUAUAAUUUAUUAACUAUAUAUUUUAUUUUUAUGUUUUGAGAGUGUUAGCUAGUGUUCUCUAUCCUUGUUGUGGUUAACUUGAGUCCUUGUCGGCAAGAUGUUGGAUUUCUUCGCCAUCUUCAGUAAAGGGGGUAUAGUGUUGUGGUGUUUUCAGGGAGCUGGGGUUGCGGAGUCUUUUGCUGGACCUGUUAACGCUCUCAUCCGAUCUGUCAUCCUACAGGAGCGCAGUGGAAACAACUCCUUCAAUCACAAUGCGUUGACUCUAAAAUACAAGCUGGACAACGAGUUUGAGCUUGUGUUUGUGGUGGGUUUUCAAAAAAUCCUCGUGUUGACCUAUGUGGACAAGUUAAUAGACGAUAUCCAACUGCAAUUCAGGGAUCGUUAUAAGAAUGAACUCGAGCAAAAGGGUGCCAUCAAAUAUUUGAUCAACGAUUUUGAAUUUGGAGAUGAUUUUCAACAGCUUCUCCGCGAGGCAGAGGAGAGCAGCAGGAUGAAGGACCCAAAGGUCAUGAAGACCUUCUCGCAGUCUAUGAAGUCCCAGAAAACUGUGAAGUCCAUGAUCGAGACGAAGGGCGGAGACAAGGGCAAGGAGCAGGGUGGCAAGAAGAAUAAAAAUGCCAAAAAAGAAGUAGCAGAGGAAGCUGCAGGGGCGGCACCAAGCAAGUCCCCGCCCGCUUCCAAGAAGGCGGUUGUCAACGGCAACCAGGAGCUGACUAAAGAGGAGAUCCUUCAGAGGAACCGGGAGGAGAUGUUCCGCAGGGCGGCGGCCAAGAGUGGCGGGGCCACCAGGUCCCCCAAGCCUCUGAAGGAGAAGGAGAAGAUCAAGAAGGCCAAGGUGAACCGCGUGUGGGACAACUGCGGCACCAACACCAGGGAGCUGGACCACAGCAAGACCAACGGCUCCCAGGACGCAGGCGACCUGGCCAGGGAGCACGCUGAACCGGAAAUGCAGCUGGAAUCCAUGGUUGGUGACUUGCGGGACGUGGAUUAUGAGUCCAGCGAACCGGAGGAAGAAGAAGAAGAGGAGGAAGAGGAGGAGAGGGUGGUUGUCACUGAAGCCAAGAAAGGGGCCAAGCGUGGCGGCUUCGGCGGGAUGUUCGGGAUGCUCAAGGGCCUGGUGGGCUCCAAGAGCCUGAGCCAAGAGGACAUGGAGCCGGUCCUGGACAAGAUGAAGGACCACCUCAUCGCUAAGAAUGUAGCAGCUGACAUUGCCGCCCAGCUGUGUGACUCAGUGGCUAAGAAGCUGGAGGGAAAAGUCAUGGGCACUUUCACCACUGUGGCCUCGACCGUAAAGCAGGCUCUGCAGGAGUCUCUGGUGCAGAUCCUGCAGCCCAAGCGGCGCGUGGACAUCCUGAGGGACGUGCUGGAGGCGCGCUCCCAGCGCAAGCCCUUCGUCAUCACCUUCUGCGGCGUCAACGGCGUGGGCAAGUCCACCAACCUCGCCAAGAUCUCGUACUGGCUGAUCGAGAACGGCUUCAGCGUGCUGAUCGCGGCGUGCGACACGUUCCGAGCGGGCGCCGUGGAGCAGCUGCGGACCCACCAGCGGCGCCUCAACUCGCUGCACCCGCCCGAGAAGCACGGGGGCCGCCCCGCCGUACAGCUCUUCGAGAAGGGCUACGGCAAGGACGCCGCCGGCAUCGCCAUGGAGGCCAUCGCCUUUGCUCGUAACCAGGUCUUUGACGUGGUGCUGGUGGACACGGCGGGGCGCAUGCAGGACAACGCUCCGCUGAUGACCGCGCUGGCCAAGCUCAUCGCCGUCAACACGCCCGACCUGGUGCUGUUCGUGGGCGAGGCGCUGGUGGGCAACGAGGCCGUGGACCAGCUGGUGAAGUUUAAUCAGGCGCUGGCUGACCACUCCAUGUCCGAUAGGCCCCGCCUUAUCGAUGGCAUCGUCCUCACCAAGUUCGACACCAUUGAUGACAAGGUGGGCGCCGCCAUCUCCAUGACCUACAUCACCGGUCAGCCAAUCGUGUUCGUGGGCACCGGCCAGACCUACCACGACCUGCGCAGCCUCAACGCCCGCGCCGUGGUCAGCGCCCUCAUGAAGGCCUAAGAGACGCCCACUGCCCAAGCAGGACACCCAACCACCCCCCCCAUCCUCUGGUCCGUCCCUGGUGCCCCAAAACCAGGUCUUGGAGGGCCACCAUGUGUAGAGGAUUUCUCAGUUUCUCCUGAGUCAAGCCAACCACCUGAUUUAAACUGAUUUAUCCAAUCAUGAUCUUAAGAGUACCAUGUGUACCAAUGACAGCGUGAAUACCAUUAAGUGAUGUUUGACAUUCUCCCUCCAACAAAGAACGUCUGGAUGUAGAAAUGAUUGCAUAGCUUUGAUUAUUUUUGAUUUUAUUCCCUCUUACUUGUAGUAUCAAAAUGUAAUUGGAAAGUCUUAAUUUGUUUAAUUUGUUGCUUAGUUUGUCCAGACAACUAGUCCAUUAGAAUAGGUGAGAGUCCUCAUUUAGAUCUUGAAUUUGAAAACAUGGUGGCCCCCCGGCCCCCCCACCCCUCCCCCAUCUUCCUCCUGCAAGAUUUAGUCCCUGAUACUCAAUGACUGAACCCACCCCACCCCUAAUCCUACUUUAAACCAACCAAACAAACCAACCAAACCUACCAACAAAACAAAACCACCCAACCCACCGGCCGCAGUCCUGAUGGUGGCCAGUGUGAGGUGCUGUGCCCUGCCCAGAGGCCAGUCUUCUCCAUCUGUCUGGCGCCCCGUGUCAUCGCUCAGACGCUUCUCAUGCAUAGCAGCUUUCACCCAGCCGCCAUGGAGGAGGAUGGGGGCAUGAGGACUUUCAGCAAGCAACCGUCUCUCUCUCUCUUUCUCUCUCUCUCUCUCUCACACACACACACACACCCUUUUGUUUCCCUCCCUCCUGGUUAUGAUGUGGGGCCAAAAAAGUAUAUGUGCCGUUUUGAUAGCUCUUUAUGAACAAAAAAUACAAAAGAUUGCAUAAAACAUAAAUACCUGGAUAUAUAUAUCAUAUAUAUAUAUAUAUAUAUAUAAAACCCAAACAAACAAACAAAUAAAAUAAAGGGUAAUAUAUUCCUAAUUUUAUUUUGUUUAUCUUGUCUGAGUUAUUUGGAUAAUAGCAUGAAGUCAAUGUGCUACUGGCCUCGGUAUACAACCAAGCAAAAAACUAUUCAGAUGUAACAAGAACGCACAUUUUGGUUAAAGGGACACUUCACCGAUUAGCAUUUAAGCUUUGUAUCUUUAGAAAACCAGUCAUGUUUUUGAAUGGUCGUGCAUCAUUCCCUCAGUUUGCCUUGAGAUGGGAGAAAUACGGAUUUCAAUGAAACCCAUGAAUAGGACUUCCUGCUUUCAAUGAUGUAAAAUGAUGAUUUUUACAUCAUUGAAAGCAGGAAGUCCAACAUUG
Messenger RNA from Sardina pilchardus (European sardine), 3478 nucleotides. It is a transcript of the gene srpra, whose product is annotated as SRP receptor subunit alpha. Gene Ontology annotation, biological process: intracellular protein transport; SRP-dependent cotranslational protein targeting to membrane. Gene Ontology annotation, cellular component: signal recognition particle receptor complex; endoplasmic reticulum membrane. The coding region runs from base 205 to 2160 and encodes 651 amino acids. The record is from RefSeq and is a predicted model, not a curated record. Gene Ontology annotation, molecular function: GTPase activity; signal recognition particle binding; ATP hydrolysis activity. Lineage: Eukaryota; Metazoa; Chordata; Actinopteri; Clupeiformes; Clupeidae. The transcript is spliced from 14 exons.